GCUUUGCAGCAGCAUCAGAGAUUCAUGGGACAUCUUGCAUUGCAGUCAGGGGCGGACAGGAAAUAGGUCCCUGGUUAGAAAGGCACUGGGACGGGGAAGCGGAGUUUGGUUUACAAACAGAGAGAUGAACUGUUGGUGCAGAGCUUGACUGAAACCCAGAGGAUGAGCUGGUGCUGCAGUGGUGACCAAGGUUUAUGGCUCAGUGGUAGAGGCUGUAGUGCUCUGGUUCCCUGUGUCUUUAUUUACAUUCUGGUCUUGCAGCCCUCAGAGAAGGAGACAGGACUGUAAAUAUCAGUAACGCUUUUUUGAGGGCAGACACUGCAAGUUUUUAAGUGUGAGAAACAGCCCCUACAGCAGACUUUGUGAAAUUCAGUCUGCUGCAAGUUUAUUGAAAAGGAACAGAAUGGCGGCAAAGGAGAAGUUGGAGGCAGUGUUAAAUGUGGCCCUGAGGGUCCCAAGCAUCAUGCUCUUGGAUGUCUUGUACAGAUGGGAUGUCAGCUCCUUCUUCCAGCAGAUCCAAAGAAGUAGCCUCAACAACAAUCCCCUUUUCCAGUACAAGUACUUGGCCCUCAACAUGCACUAUGUGGGUUACAUCAUAAGUGUUGUGCUCCUAACCUUACCUAGACAACACCUGGUUCAGCUCUACCUGUACUUUCUGACUGCACUGCUGCUGUAUGCUGGGCAUCAGAUCUCCAGGGAUUAUGUUAAGAGUGAGCUGGAGUCAGGAUAUGAAGGGCCAAUGUAUUUAGAACCUCUCUCCAUGAAUCGUUUCAUGACCGCCUUAAUAGGUCAGUUGGUGGUAUGCACCCUGUGCUCCUGCGUCAUGAAAACCAAGCAGAUCUGGCUCUUUUCUGCUCACAUGCUCCCUCUGCUGGCACGACUCUGCCUUGUGCCGCUGGAAACCAUUGUGGUCAUCAACAAAUUUGCCAUGAUUUUCACUGGCUUGGAAGUGCUCUAUUUUCUGGCAUCGAAUCUUCUGGUACCAUACAAUCUUGCAAAAUCUGCAUACCGAGAGCUUGUCCAGGUAGUGGAGGUGUAUGGUCUCCUGGCCUUGGGGAUGUCUCUAUGGAACCAGCUGGUGGUCCCCGUUCUAUUCAUGGUGUUCUGGCUUGUCUUAUUUGCUCUUCAAAUCUACUCUUAUUUCAGCACACGAGAUCAGCCUGCCUCAAGAGAGAGGCUUCUCUUCCUCUUUCUGACAAGCAUUGCGGAAUGUUGCAGCACUCCAUAUUCACUCCUGGGGUUGGUGUUCACGGUCUCCUUCGUUGCUUUGGGAGUUUUGACUCUCUGCAAGUUUUACUUACAGGGCUACCGAGCAUUCAUGAAUGACCCGGCUAUGAAUAGGGGGAUGACAGAAGGAGUUACUCUCCUGAUCUUGGCAGUGCAGACUGGUUUAAUCGAGCUUCAAGUUGUCCAUCGGGCAUUCCUGCUUAGUAUUAUUCUCUUCAUUGUGGUAGCAUCCAUCCUUCAGUCCAUGCUGGAGAUUGCGGAUCCCAUUGUUCUGGCACUAGGCGCUUCAAGGGACAAGAGCCUGUGGAAGCAUUUCCGUGCAGUCAGCCUGUGCUUGUUCUUGCUAGUGUUCCCAGCAUACAUGGCCUACAUGAUUUGUCAGUUUUUCCACAUGGAUUUCUGGCUGCUGAUCAUUAUCUCGAGCAGUAUUCUAACCUCCCUCCAGGUGCUUGGAACGCUUUUCAUUUACGUUUUGUUUAUGGUUGAGGAGUUCAGAAAAGAGCCAGUAGAAAAUAUGGACGAUGUAAUUUACUAUGUAAACGGCACGUACCGGCUGCUGGAAUUCCUGGUGGCUCUCUGCGUCGUGGCAUACGGCGUCUCGGAGACUAUCUUUGGAGAAUGGACUGUGAUGGGCUCAAUGAUCAUCUUCAUCCACUCCUAUUAUAAUGUGUGGCUCCGGGCCCAGUUGGGAUGGAAAAGUUUUCUUCUCCGCAGGGAUGCUGUGAAUAAGAUCAAAUCGCUGCCCACUGCCACAGAGGAGCAGCUGGAGCAACACAAUGAUAUCUGUGCCAUCUGCUACCAGGACAUGAAAUCUGCUGUGAUCACACCAUGCUGCCAUUUUUUUCAUUCUGGUUGUCUUAAGAAAUGGCUGUAUGUGCAAGAGACCUGUCCUUUGUGCCACUGUCAACUUAAAAACCCCUCGCAGCCACCAGGGCUGGGACCAGAGCCAGCUCCACAGCCAAAUCCUGGAGCAGAGCAAAAUACUGUUCAUCAAGAAGCAACUGAACAUCUUGGUGUUGAACACCAGGAGGAGAGAAAUCUAAAAGAGAGUCCUAGUGACAGUAACGGACAGGUGGCUGAAGGGCCAGAUCACCAGAAGCACUCUCAUAACACCAAGAAUGAUUCUCAGAGUCUGGAUUGUGACACUUGCCCUUUUGAGGACAACCAGAAGGAGAUUAUUGUGGAGGAACCGACUGGAGGCCAGGAGGAGGUUCUCACUCAGGACCCGAGACUUUCUAUCCAGUUUUGAAGUGG
Messenger RNA from Chelonoidis abingdonii (Abingdon island giant tortoise), 2481 nucleotides. It is a transcript of the gene RNF145, whose product is annotated as ring finger protein 145. NCBI's taxonomy places the organism in Eukaryota, Metazoa, Chordata, Testudines, Testudinidae. The record is from RefSeq and is a predicted model, not a curated record. Gene Ontology annotation, molecular function: zinc ion binding; ubiquitin protein ligase activity. Gene Ontology annotation, biological process: ERAD pathway; proteasome-mediated ubiquitin-dependent protein catabolic process. Gene Ontology annotation, cellular component: endomembrane system.